Parascedosporium putredinis is the source of this 528-nucleotide messenger RNA. NCBI's taxonomy places the organism in Eukaryota, Fungi, Ascomycota, Sordariomycetes, Microascales, Microascaceae. The record is from the annotation of a GenBank genome assembly.
AUGUAUCUUCAAAGCUCAGUUGCAUUGUCCCUCUUGGCCUCCUUGGCCGCAGCUCAAGCCCAGACCCCUGGGGCCAAUGUGGUGGGAUCGGUUGGUCCGGCGCCACGGCUUGCGGUUCUGGCUAUACCUGCACCCAUCUCAAUCAAGCCGGCGGGUUCGUCCUCUGCCGCCUACCUCGACGACGGCGCGGGCGCGGGUCAGUUCAACGUGGUGGACGGCCAGCUCGUGUUCAAUACCGGAGGCACGCCGCUCUACAUGCACGUCGAGAACCCGACCGACAAGACGCAGCGGGCGCUCGAGACGUGGUUCGAGGCGACGCCGGGCACGUACGGAAAAUUCGCGUUCCAGGGUGACACGCUGACGUGGAGCGUGUCGGAUAUCAAGAGGCAGAACGAGGCGGCGUGGUACGUGUGCGGAGAGCAAAAGGUGUACAUCAACACUGGCGCCUACCUGUACCAGACCCCGGCGGGCUGCGCGGACCAGACCAUUCACUCGUACGGGGUGCCACGGCGGAUUUGUAGUCGCUGA